CCUGUCCCUGUAAAGCUCGCUCCUUUCGGUUGACCAUGGAGUCAGCACUCGGCAGCGGCAGCAGCACGAGCACGAUCUCUUUGCUUUUUGGUUGGUGGUGGCGACCACGCGUCGACGGCCACCGCCACGGCCGGCGCCGCCCACCCGGGCCGACAUGGGAACAGCGGUACUAGAGGAGUGUAGUGUAGUGUAGGACACUAGAAGCCUACACCUUCUCUCUGCUUAUCUUCAACUACUACUACUAGUAAUGGCCUCGUCUCACCUUCCUCCUCGGCUCAAUCCAUGGCGGCCUCCUCCCCAUCCGCUCUCCUGCUCUCCUCCGCAGGCCCCGCUCGGGUUGGCCUGGCUGCGCCACUGGCGCUGAGGCAGCAGCGGGCGGUGCCUCGGGUGGCCGCCGCGCUGCCCGGUGGCCAGCUCCGCACGGGAAGCGCCGGCGCCGCGUCGACGUGGGCGCGCCCUCUCCGCCGCCCGGAGCUCGCCGCGGCCUCUCACCGCGCCGGCGUCCGCGGCAGGGCGCCUCUGUUCCGGCCUUGCGCAUGGAUGGCGACGUCUCAGAUUGCCAGCUGCGCCUUCACCUGGGGCACCAUCGCCGUCCUCCCUUUCUACACUCUCAUGGUCGUCGCCCCCAACGCCGACCUCACCAAACGUGCCGUGGAUAGCACCGCGCCGUACGUCGCCCUCGGCCUCCUCUACGCCUACCUGCUCUACCUGUCAUGGACGCCCGACACCCUGCGCGCCAUGUUCGCCAGCAAGUACUGGCUCCCUGAGUUGCCGGGAAUUGUGAGGAUGUUCGCCAGCGAGAUGACCGUCGCCUCGGCUUGGAUCCACCUCCUCGCCGUCGACCUCUUCGCAGCAAGGCAGGUGUAUCAUGAUGGUAUCAAGAACAACAUAGAGACCAGACAUUCGGUUUCUCUGUGCUUGCUCUUCUGCCCAAUUGGAAUCGCGACUCACGCUCUGACUAAGGUACUGGUGGGCUCAAUUGAUCGCUCACAUUGAUCGACUAUUCGACUGUAUGUAGGUUACGAUUGCUUAGAUGAUAUAUUUUUUAUCUCAUUCAUAUUAUCAUAUAUCAAUAAAGUUUAUUCAGUGCACUAUGUGUUACAUCGAGUUCAAUGUGAUUCUUGUUUUCUCCCUACAUAUCAAAUCGCUUCACCCUUUUUUUAAUUUUUUUAAAAAAUGGGAUUAGAACCAGCCUCUACAUCCAUCGGAUGCACACAUCCCUAGAACAGUUUGGCAUUUGCUAAUUUCUCUUUAGCUAAUGAAGACAAGCGCAACCGACCUAUAUGAUCAGAGUGUAAGCAACCAAUCUCAAAUGUUUUCAAGUGAAGACAUGCGAAA
Messenger RNA from Oryza brachyantha (malo sina), 1338 nucleotides. RefSeq names its product protein MAO HUZI 4, chloroplastic. Bases 283 to 996 code for a protein of 237 amino acids. The record is from RefSeq and is a predicted model, not a curated record. Lineage: Eukaryota; Viridiplantae; Streptophyta; Magnoliopsida; Poales; Poaceae. The transcript has 6 exons.